AUGUACCGUUUUGAUACAUCUUGCGUCAUUCUGAUUUUAUGGAUUUUGGUAAACGCCUACGAGUAUUUUUACGGUGAUACGCUCAGCCCUGUCAACGCCAAACUCGAUACAUGGCACCAGCGCAGCGCAAGAGUUGCUAUUCGGAACAAUGACAACAAACUUGAAUGUGAACGACCCGAUUUCUACAUUUGUGAGGAACAUCCAUAUCUAGUCCCAGUUGAAGUGAAGAAAACAUGUGAUUAUCGAAGUGUGCGGUUUCAUGAACAAGUGUACAGAUGGGUAGCCGGUCGUGGCUGCCUACUCUUCACUCCGGACUUCCUGUACACAGCUGGGUACAACGAUUUGAAUUUGAACACUGCUUGCUACUACGGAAAUCUACGCGCACCUUGCUUAGAACUUGCUAAGGAAGAUGGAACAUGUGGUUGCUAUCCCUUCGACCCUGGUUUUGAGGAGGUCGUGUCAGUUGUCAAUCAAGCUUUGGUUCCGUCAGCUCAUGGAAGAUGGGAAAGAUGUUUUAACGCUGCCUCAGACUGUUGCAAUAACUAUAUGCUACCAAUUGACGCCAAUACAACUCCAGAAGGACAGUGUGAUGCGACAUUCGAUGGAUGGACUUGUUGGCACGCGGCGGAAGCAGGCGCCACAGCACAAGAAGUCUGCUCUGAAUUCGCUUACUCCAACGUUGGACCCACUUGCCAUCAUUUCAGUAGCAAGAGGUGUUUCGAUAAUGCGACAUGGGAGCUCCAAACUGAUUACAGCACCUGCAGUAUCACGCCGCGUCUUCUCCGUCGAUACCAUUUCCAUAUAGCCAUGUUGGCCUUCUCUAUCGCCUCCUGCCUCCCUGCUGUUAUCAUCUUCUUUUUCUACAAGCGCUUGAGGAUGACUAGGGUGGCAUUGCAUAGGAAUUUACUCAUUGCUAUUAUUGUGAGAAAUGUACUGGUCAUUAUUAGUAGGACGGAACUUUACAUAGAUGAGAUAACAAAUACGGGUGAUACCUCAAUGUCUACACACAGUAUCGCAUGCAGGGCUCUUAGCAUAGCGGAGAGAGUGGCAGGGAACGCUGUCUUUGUAUGCAUGCUGGUUGAAGGCAUUUACUUGCAUAGACUUAUUGUAGCCGUCUUCAGGAAGAAGUUGAACAUCAAAUGGUUGUACGCGAUUGGUGCUGUGAUCGCCAUCAUACCAGUAGUAGCAUGGGCCACAGUGAUGGGUAUAUACAACGACCAUUCAUGCUGGGUCAUCUACACUGUGGACCACGUCCAGUGGAUUCUCGACGGGCCAAGAAUCACUAUCCUGCUCAUCAAUACAAUUCUCUUCGUGGACGUACUGAGAGUUCUGCUCACUAAAAUCAGGAACGCCGAGAAUGCUAAUCAACUGAGCACAGCUAAGACGACAUUAUUUUUAAUGCCCAUAUUUGGAUGUCAGUUCCUACUGACAGCGUUUAGACCUAACACAACCAACUGUGUAGGAGAGCAGGUAUAUUUCUACAUCGCCUAUUCAGUGGAGGGACUUCAAGGAUUCAUCGUUGCCAUGCUGUACUGCUACGUUAAUAAAGAGGUUCGCAUGCUACUAAAAACAACAUAUAGAAAGACAGAAAGCGCCGUAGUUUCUAGAGUCCGUGGAGACUCUCAAUAUCCACGUAUGAGUAUAGAUCCCAAAUCAGACAGGAGACUUACAUACAGCACAGCUGUCCCUUCGCACAGCGUCGACGAUCCCAAAGACCAUGGCAGAACAAUCACGCCAAAACUACACGUUGCCGAAAUAAUAUCAAUACAGGCUAGCGAAAGAUUAGCAGAUAUUCUAGAGCCAGUUUACGAAACUAUAGAAAGUGGCGUAAUCAACGAAGGCUACGACUAUUUAGAAAGGUCUAGCGUGGACAACGAUUCUGCGUACAUAGUUAACAGGGAUCCAAGAGGAGACAAUUACUAUGGCUUCACUAAUGUUUCAAGUGUCUCUAUAGAUUGCCAAGACUGGAUUAAGUGUGUUUCGUCGCCUUCAAGCAGCAUUUACAACAACUCUUUGAACGAUUAUGACAAUAAAUAUUUAGAUAGAAAAUUUCCAAAUCCGAAACUGAAAGAGUUUAUCGAAGAUAAAAAAAGAUUAUCGGCUUAUGAUAACAUUAUCGAAGCAGAAACGAGCCAAGAGAAAUGUGUUAGCCCCGAUGAAAAUGCUGGUUGUUCGAACGAACCUAAGUCUGAUGAUGAAGUUAUUGAUAAUGAGUAUGUAGAUUGUUAUGAUAAUAUGCUUAACGAAAUAAUGCAAUAUAUGGAAACUACUGACAGCAAUAGUGUUCAACUAAACCCUAAUAAGCUGUGUCCAAAUAGGACAGAUGACGAAAAAAUUGUUUUUGUAGACGAAUAA
Molecule: messenger RNA, 2355 nt
Organism: Diatraea saccharalis (sugarcane borer)
Lineage: Eukaryota; Metazoa; Arthropoda; Insecta; Lepidoptera; Crambidae
Source: the annotation of a GenBank genome assembly